Molecule: messenger RNA, 3269 nt
Organism: Rhopalosiphum maidis (corn leaf aphid)
Lineage: Eukaryota; Metazoa; Arthropoda; Insecta; Hemiptera; Aphididae
Gene: msl-2
Product: E3 ubiquitin-protein ligase MSL2
Exons: 3
Coding region: 292-1194 (300 amino acids)
Cellular component (GO): MSL complex
Molecular function (GO): ubiquitin protein ligase activity
Source: RefSeq, a predicted model, not a curated record
UAUACGAAAUACAAAUUACUGUACUGAUGACUACAGAGUAUGGUCUUUACGGACCACGGACCGUUGUAAACUAAAAUUGACCGCGUACUUACUAUAUUUACUUACACAAUUAACACUUAAUAAUACAUGAGUAUUCAUUAUUAAGUAUCAUAGUAUGAUCGUGCAUUAAAUUUUUUGAAAAAAUUACUUAUUAGUAGAGCUGAAUCUACUUUAUUUUGCCAUAAUAACCUACAAACACUGUUUCAGCGUGACGUUACCAUUUAGUAAGUGAAUUUUAUAUGAUUAAGUGCAAUGGACCUGAUGCAAUGUUACAUAUCAACAAGCCGGAUCGCACUUCAAGCCAAAUCUACGGAUCCGUUAACCUGGCAAAAUAUGCACACAUUGUUACCACAGUUACAUAAACAUUUAUCUUGUCAAGUAUGCCAUAAAUUAAUCGACCGAAUGAAUCCUCAUUUGGAUGGAUACGCAUGUUCAGAGUGUGUAAAUCAUCAAAUAACAGAAAAUACAUCUAGCAUAAUAUUACAAUGCUACAAGAAGCUGUGUGCUUAUAUUCAUAGCUCGCCUGUGUACAAAGUAAUGUGCACAAGAGUUGAAGAUAAACAGUUAGUCGAAUUACUAACUGAAGUUAUUGGUCUUUCUCGGUCAGUUAAUGGAUAUAGUGGAAUGACUAAUGGUACAAUGAUAAAACAAGAAACAAAAGAAGUGGAUAAUAAAGAUAACAAUUUAUUAAUCUCGUCAUCAGAUGUUCAACUGCCCAUUGAAAACCAAACACCAAAGGAUUAUAUUAAUUUACAAUUGUUUGAUGUACAAUCUCUGAAUUCAAAGCCAGAAUUCAAUAAUAUUCCUAAAAAAAAGAAAAAUGAACGUCGCUGGGGCUGCCGAUGUGGUAAUGCUACAACAACUCCCGGCAAACUAACAUGCUUUGGACAAAGAUGUCCCUGUUAUACAGAACAAAAAUCUUGUGAACAAUGCAAAUGUAAAGGGUGCAGGAAUCCUAGACAGAAAAGAUCCAAUAAUGAUGACAACUUAGAAAUAGAUAAAAUACGUCGAAAACCAGUAACCUUAGAAUUAGUAUCUUCACUUAAGCCUUCACAUAUUAAAAGCAAACCGUUACCUUCUCACAGUCAAAAUUAUGAUCAAGGCGAAACUGAAGUCACUCUUGGACAUGUGAACUCUAUUUUCCAUUCUCCUUGAAUAACCAUUAUUGAACAUAAUUAAACUAGUAUUGUAUUGUAUGCUAUUUGAAAAUUAUUAAGUGGAACUAGUGUUGUAUGCUGUUUGAAGAUUAUUUAGUGGAACUAGUGUUGUAUGCUGUUUGAAGAUUAUUUAGUGGUGUUGUAUACUAUGAAUAACAGAUAAGUUACCUACAUCUUAAAUGAUUACUAUAAUUGACUCUUGGUACCUCAAAUACUUUUUUUUCUUUUUGUAUUAGCACAUUAUGUUUCAUUGCAUUUUCAUAAAUAUUUAAAGGUUAUUUUAAAGUCUUUAAAAUAAAUCGAAUAUCCAACAUUCUUAUUUAAGUGUCUUAUCGAGGGUCUUUAAUUCAAAUAGUAUAAUGGAAAAAAUAUUUUAUAUUAUUCAUUAUAAUUUAUAACUAGUAAAGUUAACUUUUAAUAAAAUUAUAUAAACUGCUGGAUAGUAUAUACCAAAAAUACAUAAUUAACAAUUAAAUAAAAUCCUUAAAGUCUAGAUAAUAAUUAUACUAUAUUACUUAACUAUUUACUAUAGGAUAUGAAGUGUAGCAACUACACUGAUGUAUUAUCUAUUUAUAGGAAGAUACAAUAUCUGUAUCACCUUUAAGUAUGACCAAUAAUAUACUUAUAAAUUGAUUGAUUUACUUAAAAUAUUACUUAUUAGUUAAAUGUUAAAUUAAUAGUUGGUACAAAAUUAUAGUUAAUGAUUUCUUUGUGAUUAAAUCAUAAAAUUCCUUAAGUUAAGAACCUUACUCAGCUGCCAAUAUGUGCACAUGGGCAUGGCAUUACUACACAACCAGUGUACAGAUGUUUGACUCUAUUUAGGUAACAAACUGGUGCUGCCUGAUGAAAAUCAGUUAUCACCUAGUAUAUAUCUUAAUUUGAAUAGAAUAUUAAUCAUUAAUUAAUUAAUUAUAUUAUAAUUACAUAUUUUUAGGUAUUAUUUAGGUGUUGGAACUAAUAUAAAAUUAAUUUUUAAAUUGAGUUAUUUCUAUAAUUAUUUAAAGUUUUGUUUUACACUUAGAGUUAAGAUGACUUUGUAAAUUGUUAACUAGUCAUUAGUAAUAAAAAAUAUUAUAUUGUACGUUAAGUUUACAAUAUGUUAUUUUAAGUAUUGUUCCAUUAUUUUAACUAAUAAAAUACAUUUACAGAUAUUUAAAAUAAGACUAUGCAAUUGUAUUGUUUUGUACUUGAAAAAAUGAUUAUAAUAGUAAAUAUUUUUUAAUACUGUAUACCUAUUGAUAGUAUUUAGCUUAUUCAGAUAUUUUGUAAUUUUAUUAUAAUACAAAAACUUAAAAUAAUUGUGCCCCUAUAUGUAUAAAUAAUUUAAUGUCCUGAUGAUUUCUAUAUUAUUUGAUGGGUCUUAAUUGAUAUUACCCGUCGUAAAUACUGAAAUAUUAAUUUGAGAUCUAUUUCUUUAUUGUUAAAAUGAAUAUAUUAUUUUUCCUAUGAAAAUCAUUAAACUGUUGAUAUAUUUAUUGAAACAAUAACUUCUUAUUGCUGUAAUUUUAAGUUGUCAAAUAAAAUAUGUGUACUGCGUAUAGAUAACUAUUAUACCAUGUCAAAAAAUAAAGUUCUAUUAAUAUCAUAUUAACAUGUAUACCUAUUUACAAAGUAUUUUUUAUAGAAGUAAUCUAGUAAUUAUUUAUAUGCUUUACAUUUUGUAUAUAUUUAUAUAUAGUAAAUUCCCAUUACAACAAAUAUCAGAACAAAAUAUCCCAUUAUAACGAAAGUCAUAGAAGUCCCCUGCUGAAAAGCAAGGCUUAUUAAGAGCUUAUUCAAAUUUUCGUUAUAACAAAAACGGUAUUUUACUGUAAAUCUAUAGUUUUAGUCAUUAAAUUACAAAAGUAAAAACAUUACUUAAGGGGAUUAAUAAAAUUAAUGAACAAAUUGUAGACCGUUGACAACAAUUACUUGUAAAUACUUUGUUUAUUCUUAAGACUUAAAAAAAAACCUAUACUGAUAUUAAAAUAUAUACAAAGUGUAGUUCCUAGAUUUUGAUUAUGGUGAACGAAAUGUAUAUAAAAUAAUAACUAGUAUAUUUUAAUUAGGAUUUGUGUAUUAGUACUUAAAUUA